AUGUUGGACAGCUACGAGCGGGGCGAGGUGACACCACCGCCGUCGAGCGGGUACGCGGGCUCGCCUGGUCUGCUGGCGCUUCACUCGUCGUUGUACGCUACGCCCACGUCGAGGGCCUUCGACAUAGACUCGGGCAUCGACGGCAACGAGAGCCCCAUGUCGAUGGACACGCAGAUCAUACCGAUGCCGGGGAUGCUGAGCGGAGGUCAGCAGCGGCUGGACGACAUGUCGUGGCUGGCGACGGGGCCGUCGUUGCAGGAUUACCAGCAGGGCUUGGGUCCGAUGGGCGCCGGGGUGAAGAUGUGCCAUCCCGGGGCCGCCUCGGCGGCUGCCAGGAGCCUCAAGGAGCAGCGCAUCCGGCGGCCGAUGAACGCCUUCAUGGUGUGGGCCAAGGUCGAGCGCAAGAAACUCGCCGACGAGAACCCUGACCUCCACAACGCCGAUCUCAGCAAGAUGCUCGGAAAAAAGUGGCGAGGACUGACGCCCCAGGACAGGCGGCCGUACGUCGAAGAGGCCGAGAGGCUAAGGGUCAUCCACAUGCAGGAGCACCCGAACUACAAGUACCGGCCGCGAAGACGGAAACACGCGAAGCGAGCACCGGGGGCCCCGUCCUCGCCUCCAUCCACGACGAACGCCCCGGGCAGUAGGCCGAGCCCCGCUGGUACCGCCAUUCAUCAUACCAUCUCGAAGAUGGACAACUUCCAGGGCAUACCGCAAAUGCCGUGGGGUGGGCACUCGCCGAUUUCAUCGCUCUAUCACCAGCAGCAGCAGCAGCAGCAGCAGCAGAGUAUACAGGACUACAAAUCGGAGAACAAUUCGCUCUACGGGAGCCCGUACACGCCGAUCAUUCACACGCCCGACAUCUCGCCCGUCGCCAGUCCCGAGCCCGACGGCGACAACGCGCACAUACCGGUAUCGCAGAAUCCAGAUGCCGAGCGAGAUUUAAUGGACGGGCAGUCGAAGCAGCAACAACAGCACGACAUGUCGGACCACAACAAACGCUACUCCUACAUGAACAGCGACAAUCAGCUGCACGUCGGUGGCCCGAGCAUAUCCUCGUGCGCCAACACCGGGGCUGGUUACACCGACACCCUGACUUACAAAAAGGUGAGUUAUCUGAACUUUGAGCGGCAACAGUCGACGAGCAUCGCCGUGGGGAUAGCCAACGGCAUGAUGGUGUCGUGCAACAAGCUGCGAUCUGGCUUCGACAACGUCGGCAGCGUCACCGGCACCUUUUACCCGCCGGUCGCCUCGCCCCACGACCAAUCCCUCCACUACUCCGCCCAAGCCCAACAGGCCAAAUCUUACGGGGCCAUGCAACAACAACAGCAACAACAACAACAACAGCAACAACAGCAACAACAAGUACAAGACACCGGGGGAUACGGUCAGUGCAACAGGCAACAGCAGAACAUGGGCCUACAGCAGCGCCCCGCCGAGGGCUGUUCCGGUGUGGGGCAUCGAUACCAAUUGGGCCACCAACAUCAGGAGUACCAGACGGAUAACUCGGCCGGCCAGCAGCAGGUGGGCAUGGGCCACAUGGAGCCGGGUAUGCACGACGAGGAGCAGGAGCACGUGAUGCAGCUCGAGAAGUACUUCAACAAGUACAGCCACCCGUCGAGCCUCGCCGCGGGCGGCCACUCGAGCCUCGGCUCGCAGAGUCUCCUCGACAGUAACCACAACUACGCGAGCGACCUUCGCUACUACACGACCCAGCAGCAGCAACAACAACACCCUCAACAGCAGCACCAGCUGGAUCUGGCUAACGCCCAGUGUAUCCUGGACGAGCAGGCGGCCAAGGAUCACCAGCAACAGUGCGCCCAGAUGGCCAUGAGCCACGCCAUGGAGCAGUACCACGCGAGCCUCGACGCUGCUGCCAAGUACCAGGAGCACCAGCACCAACAACAAGUCGCCCAGCAACAGCAACAACAACAACAACAACAACAACAACAUCAACAACAACAACAGCAACAACAACAACAACAACAUCAGUCGCAGGCGCAGCCAGCACCCGCCGGAGGUCCUGGACAAAGCAUGGACCAGCAUGUGCCAAAGGCGGUGGACGAUGAGUUCAGCGUUAUUCUGGCUGACGUGCGAAAAACGUGUUACAGUAGUUAGUGUGAUAUAUAUAUAUAUGUAUGCUCCUCUUCUUCUUCCUCUUGU
Messenger RNA from Copidosoma floridanum, 2163 nucleotides. RefSeq lists its product as uncharacterized. Gene Ontology annotation, molecular function: RNA polymerase II cis-regulatory region sequence-specific DNA binding; DNA-binding transcription activator activity, RNA polymerase II-specific. Gene Ontology annotation, biological process: cell differentiation; positive regulation of transcription by RNA polymerase II. NCBI's taxonomy places the organism in Eukaryota, Metazoa, Arthropoda, Insecta, Hymenoptera, Encyrtidae. The record is from RefSeq and is a predicted model, not a curated record. Gene Ontology annotation, cellular component: nucleus.